GCUGAAACCAGAGGCGGCCGGUAACUGCUUUGAGAAGGAGGACCGUCAGAUGUUGAUCAUGUGAAGUUUGAUGGGAGUCACAACGGUCUCCGAUGCUUGUGAGUGAUGGUGUGAGGACUCGGUGAAGGGAGACUUUUGCGCAAAAAUGCGGAUUUUUCUCCCUUUGCUGUGUGCUCUGUGCGCCACACCGGUCCACGGUAUUUUCGACGGGACCUGUCCCAAAAAAGACCCUCCCCCUGGUGUGUUGGUUUUAUAUCAAGGCAGUAAGUUGGUUUUGAGCUGCAGCGGUCAUGUGGAGGCGGAUGGAGUAAAGGUCAGAGGAGGGAGUUCUUCUGAUGAAAUCGAACCCUCUGUUAACAAUAUAAGCAGCACUGAAGCUUUGAUGAAAAGUGCCAAACCUAAUGUGGAGAAUACUGUGGGUGAAGGAUACCACUCUAACACGAGAGCAGGAGAAAGCAAGAGCCUCAAACAUCAGCAAACAGCUUACACAGCUUCUCCGAGCACUCCCACGGUCUGGGAGACUGGAGAUUAUGAGGAGGAGGAGGGUGAGGAUGGGAGCAGAGACAGGAGCAUAAAGCCGAGGCUACAGUGGAAGUGGAACGGGAGGAUCGUGGGAAAAGGAGGCAGGGACUGGGGUGGAAUCAGCUUGAGAGGAGAGGGUCUUCCACUGUCUCUGUCCUCAGUGAGACUGUCGGACUCCGGCAGGUUCACGUGUUACCACAGAGGCAGAGAGAGGUUCUCCCUAAAGGUCAAGGUGCAGGUAGAUCCUCCAGAGACCCCCCAGCUGUCCUGCUAAAAGUCCCCCAGCAGUAAGAUUCGCUGUGAGUGGGCCCCUCAGAAGCCCUUCACUAUCUUCCCCAACUGCUCCCUCUUCCUCAGCCCGCGGGCCAAAUCCACGCCCAUGCGCGACAAGUCCUUUCUUCAUUUGCAGUGCUCAUACUCCUCUAAGCACUCCCGCUGUUGGUGUGCUCUGGAUCACAAUGACGACGAGCUGAGAAGCAAUUACAUGGCCUACUUGUGCGUCACAAGCAUGGCAGGCAACGCCACCAGCUCACUGCUUUCAUUCAUGCCUCUGAGCAUAUUGAAGCCCGACCCUCCAUCAGGUGUGUCAGUCCGACAGGAGGAGGCAGAGAUGAGGAUGACGGUCACCUGGAGUUUGUCCGAUCUCUGGAAGUCUCAAGACAAGCUUUUAUAACUAAUCUACGAGAUCAAAUACCGACCUCUCAAGUCCUUUGAUCAUUGGCAGAUACAGAUGAUUAAGGGCACACACUCAUAUACUAUAAGAGAUGCAAUGCCUGGUGUUGAAUACUUCAUACAGCUCAGGACUAGGGAAGAGUAUGAUGGUCACUGGAGUGACUGGAGCACACACCGUUCUAUGAAAGCAGCUGGGACAGCCAAACGGUCAGUGGAGUAUGAGGAUCUCACUGACACAACGUUUUCAGUAUACACUGAAGAGGAGGGGGCUGAGAGAUCCCACCCAAACAUACUUGCAUGUAUGUUAUUGAUCUCCAUUUGGAUUCCUCACAGUCUUCCCGUCUUCCUGCAGUUCCCUGACCUGUGCAAGGUGGAGACGAGGGGUCAACAUCUCAUCCUGUGGAUCUCCUGUGGUUCAUUUGCUUUCUUGUCGGUCAUUUUGGCUCUUUCAUAUUACUUCAGACACAGGGACAGGUUCAUGUCUAAACUCAAGAGUAUGAGGGUUAGCACCCCGUACGGUGACUCUCCACGGCCUGCACCCUCCGCUCAAACACCUCCAGAAGGACAUGCUCUGGUGACCUUUGCCCCUCCUUGUAACAAAGAACCCCCACCGAGCGAAAUGGAAGAAAGUAAAGAAGAAAAUGAAGAAGAAAGUGAAGAAGAAAAAAGAAGAAGAAAGUGAAGAAGAAAGUGAAGAAGAAAAACAGCACCUGAAGGAGAGGAUAGACGCCUUGCAUUUCAACAACCCAAGUUAUUUCUUCCCCCAAAGGGAUUGAUGAACAGGCAAAAGGGGAAUAAAACAAUCCAUAUCCAGUGUGAUAUAUUAUGGAAAGGAUAAUGGACUUAAAACGUUGAUGGUUCUCCAAUGAGCUUGUGUUGCAAUCAAACUCAGCUUGUAUAGUAUUUUUCUAUCUCUAUCUGAUGCCUUGAAUACCUCUGAAAGACUUUUUUGUUGUAUUUGUCAUAUGAAGAGCAGUAAAGCUAUACUCUCUCAUUUAUCUGUGGCAAUUGAAAGACCUGAUAAAACAGCAGGCUAUGUCGUCUAAUUCUAAAGCUACAUCUAGCCGACCAACUCCUGUUCUGUUGGUAUACACUUUUAUUAAGCUUUAUCGACUAUAUUACUUGCUUCAUGUCUUUUCAGUUUCCACAUAUUUUUUUACAAGAUUUUCAAAAGCGAUUGCAAAACGGGAUGUGAUGUUUUCUUUUAUUUUUGAAUAAAUAUGGUCUGAUGACCGGAAAAAGG
Molecule: messenger RNA, 2437 nt
Organism: Trematomus bernacchii (emerald rockcod)
Lineage: Eukaryota; Metazoa; Chordata; Actinopteri; Perciformes; Nototheniidae
Gene: il6r
Product: interleukin 6 receptor
Molecular function (GO): protein binding
Source: RefSeq, a predicted model, not a curated record